AUUACAGCUUGGGUGACAACCUGCUGUCCUCUCAUCUUGCAUAACAUGGUCAAUAACCGCCUCGGACAUUCAAAGUCUCGAUUGGGGUGUGUACGGUGUAAGAAGAGACAUGUGAAAUGUGACGGAAAACGGCCCUGUUCGAACUGCGUAAAGCACGAGGUCCCUUGCAGCUUGAUUUCGGUACCUAUUGGUUUGCAAGCCUCGGAAAGGGGGUCAAGUGGUAGCCCAAGAACCCGAGAAGAACCUUCCAUUCAACAGGCCAAGUUCACUAGGAUUCGAAACCUGAUACAGAGUCUCUCCGGUGAGAUUAACCUGCUUGACGAGGAUCAAAACACUACAUGGGAUCAUAGUACUUGCCAUGAGCAGAAUCUACAAGACCUUCGGUUGAUGCACCAUUUCACCACAUCCGCGGCCCUGACUGUUGCAGACGGCCCUUCUCUUCGGGAGGCCUGGCAGGUCACUAUCCCGGAACUUUCAUUCUCUUGCGAUGGCCUCCGCCAUGACAUUCUCGCAUUUGCAGCCCUGCAUCGUGGACAUCUUUUCCCGGCUGAAAAGGACGUGUGGAUUGUCGCCGCGCAACGACAUCUGACUGCCGUCUCAGUGACUCGGGUACCUUACUCUGGCCGAGGCAGCACUGAAGAUGCAGACUGUUACUUCGUACACACCCUCUUGAAGUUUUCAAUGGAGAUUUACCGCAUAGCCCAGUCGCCUGGACCUGUUAGCGUCUCUGAUGUUUCGCAAUUCUUCACCACAUUACAUGAAUUAAGAUCCGUGUUACUGUCCGAUGUCGGCCAAGGCCUUGGCAAAGGGGCACUCGCAUCCUUAUUCGACACCGGAAUCGAAUCGUUGUCUCCCCUGAGCGAGGAGCUGGAGCUCACAUCUCGCCUCCCCCAACUCGAAAAUUUACGUAGAGGAGACACGGACUUGCAGGUGGCAGUGAUUGUUUCCAAGGUUUGUCUUGCAGCGUUGGAGAUUCUGGACAUGACUUGCCGCUCAAUGGUCACGCCGCUCAAGAACCGUGGUCUCGUAUGGUACUGGCCCUUCUUCUUCCCGGUUGACUUUCUCCACCUGUUGUCUGUUGAAGAACCUGUUUCCUGUGUUCCACUAGUUCACUAUGCAGCAUUGGUUAGAGUUAUGGAGGAGGACUUCUGGUACUGUCAGGGAUGGGGCUCAAAAAUCUGCUCUCUUGUUGCUCACAUCCUGCCUGACCCAUGGAAGGUUUGGAUUGAGUGGCCUCUUCAAUGUAUUGAACAGGGGAUUGACAUCCGGAAAAUUCAUAAGAUUUGAAGACCAUACAUGUAUUUACGGCAUCGGGGCCCGCCAAGAUGGAGAGCUCUGUUACUUCCGGUACCACAUCCGCGCAGAAUUAGUCUGUCGUAUCUUUCGCUGUAGCUGUAGAAUCCCAUACAUCAACGCCUCGCUCGUCGGCGGGCACCCCGGAACGUAUAUAUCUAC
This is a messenger RNA of Colletotrichum phormii, 1455 nucleotides long. RefSeq lists its product as uncharacterized. Lineage: Eukaryota; Fungi; Ascomycota; Sordariomycetes; Glomerellales; Glomerellaceae. The record is from RefSeq and is a predicted model, not a curated record. The transcript has 4 exons. The coding region runs from base 46 to 1287 and encodes 413 amino acids. Gene Ontology annotation, biological process: regulation of transcription by RNA polymerase II. Gene Ontology annotation, molecular function: zinc ion binding; DNA-binding transcription activator activity, RNA polymerase II-specific.